AAUUGUCUUCAACACACAACUAAAGAUUUUGAAGGCCCCACUCACUCAUCACUAUCCUCUCUUCCAACCAUUUUUAUCUUUCAAUUUCUUCUCCCCUGUGCUGCACACACAGAAUCUUGAAAUUAAUAGCAACACAGAAGGAAUGGUCUCUUUUGCUUCAACACUUCCCUCUUUGGUUCCAUUCAUUCCUUCACCAUCUUCCAUUACCAAUGCCUCAAGACACCCUCCUCAACCUGGUAUGAUUUGUUGUAAGUUUGGAUCAGAGCUUAAUAAUGAGGAUCGCUUUCAUAGACGUGAUAUUCUUCAAUCUGUUGGAGCAGCAGUAGGCAUGGACUUGAUAGCAAGAUCGAGUGCAUUCAUCGAAGUAGCUAAUGCUGCUGAUUUAAUACAACGCAGACAGCGGUCAGAUUUUCAAUCAAAGAUCAAACAGACUCUUUAUGAUGCUAUAAAGGCAAAUCCGAAUAUAAUUCCAUCCUUGCUAACUUUAGCACUUAACGAUGCCAUAACAUAUGAUAAGGCAACAAAAACCGGGGGUCCCAAUGGAUCCAUACGUUUCAGCUCAGAGAUCAGCAGACCAGAAAAUAAGGGGCUUGAUGCUGCUUUGAAUUUGUUGGAGGAAUCAAAGAAGGUUAUAGAUUCAGAUUCCAAAGGUGGACCAAUCUCAUAUGCAGAUCUCAUCCAAUUUGCUGCACAAAGUGCAGUCAAAUCGACCUUUAUCGCUUCUGCAAUUAGCAAAUGUGGUGGUAAUGUAGAGAAGGGGACUUUGUUGUACUCUGCAUAUGGUUCUACUGGACAGUGGGGCCAAUUUGAUAGGAUAUUCGGGAGGUCAGAUGCCCAGGAGCCUGAUCCAGAGGGAAGGGUGCCUCAGUGGGAUAAAGCAAGUGUGCAGGAAAUGAAAGACAAGUUCAAAGCUGUUGGCUUGGGCCCUCGUCAGUUAGCAGUAAUGUCUGCAUUCUUGGGUCCUGAUCAAGCUGCAACAGAGACCCUACUCGCCAGUGAUCCAGAAGUUCUUCCUUGGAUUCAGAAGUACCAAAGGAGCAGGGAAACAGUGUCUCGAACUGAUUAUGAGGUUGACUUGAUUACUACUGUUACAAAAUUAAGCAGUUUGGGACAAGUAAUAAACUAUGAGGCAUAUACUUAUCCUCCCAGGAAAAUUGAUGUUACCAAACUCAAGUUGUAGAAAGGUGGAAGCUGCAGUUUUUGCACUAUGAAUGCACCGCGCACAACAGAGAUAAAUUUGCUUACUGGCAGAUUAGUAACUGAGAGGUUUGAGAAUUUGUUUUUUUUCCCACAAGAGGGGACAGGAACUGUUUAGUUUAAAAUGUAUUUACAAUAAGAUGUUUCAGUCACAUUAGUAUAUGUUUGUAUAUGUAGAGCCUUUUAUACGUAUUUUCCCCCCAACAGGAUUAUUAUUGUCCACUGAUCAUCUUUCAAGAUAA
This is a messenger RNA of Solanum pennellii, 1439 nucleotides long. RefSeq names its product thylakoid lumenal 29 kDa protein, chloroplastic. Gene Ontology annotation, biological process: hydrogen peroxide catabolic process; cellular response to oxidative stress; response to reactive oxygen species. The record is from RefSeq and is a predicted model, not a curated record. Gene Ontology annotation, cellular component: chloroplast thylakoid membrane. Bases 143 to 1180 code for a protein of 345 amino acids. Lineage: Eukaryota; Viridiplantae; Streptophyta; Magnoliopsida; Solanales; Solanaceae. The transcript is spliced from 11 exons. Gene Ontology annotation, molecular function: heme binding; peroxidase activity.